AUGGUUGCCUGGGGAAAACAGCACUGCUGUGUUGGCAGAAUACAGGACAUUUUCUUGAGAUUCAGGAUUGUUCAAGUAGUCCUUUUACUUCAGUUGUUCCUGGCUACAGCAGGCAAAGAUCAGGAGGAUUUCCUAGGGCGAUACAAAGCUGUCUUUAAGACUCCAUGUGAAGAUCCUUGGAUUAUGUCAUCAAGAAUCUCUCUGCGUCCCUUGAAAGAAUUCCUUGUCUGUGUGCACCUCAAGCUGUAUUCGUCAAAUAGUCCGUGGAUAGCAUAUGUAUACACUCAAGAAGCACUUCAUGCCAAUCUCUCUUCAAAUAAGUAUGAUCUUGGACUUACAGGAGAUCAUAGUAAGUUGAGGAUAUGGUUGUUUGGAAAUCAAAUAAAUACAACAGCAAGACUUCAUAGAAACACUUGGAACCGAAUCUGUAUCCAGUGGAAAAGUGACGAUGAGGAGAUGAAGGUAUUCAUAAAUGGAAUUAAAAAAUUCAACAAAAGACUAAAUGGGAAAGUUACUUUACCUGGAAAAGGCCAGUUCUUACUUGGCUGUUCAAAGCUGCGCAGUACAGCUGCGUCACCUCACCUGGGUAUGACUGGAGAACUGUACCUGUUCAGAAUGUGGGACAAAGCAAAUAUAACACAAUCUCAGGACUGCCAGGAUAGUGGUGUUAUACGCUGGAGAAAGGAGGAUUGGACCUAUAACAUGACAGUAGAAGAGGAUGACACUUUGCCGUGUGUUGACACUACUGCUACGCUGCCUGGCAGAAAACAGAUAACAGAUUCAGGAGAAUCAGCUGCAACAACCAUUUCUGAUAUGUUUUCAGAGGAGACUACAGAAACUGCAGAAGCUUUUAAACCCACUGAUUUUUACUCCACCGUAGCACCAGCAGGAGAAACCAUUGUAUGCAACAAAACACCUGUCUGUAAUUAUUCAGUGUUCUAUGUGGGCAAGGUAAAACUUCAGGCAAGUGAAGAAAGCAACACGUCACUAAAUGUAGAAAUAAUUAAUAACAUAACCAGCAAACAAGUUGGAAAGUUAAUUGCAAUUCCAGCACAUACCCCACAAGCACUGAGCAUUUCAGAGUUCAACAAAACCUUGCAAGCCAUAAGCGAGUCCUCUGUUAUGGCAUGCAGUGCAGAAAACCAGAGUAUACACUGCAAUUUCAUAAUGAAGCUGGCUGAGAGACAGAAUAUAAGCAGUUUAACAGACAAAGCUGACAUAAGCCAAAUGGAUCAGUGCUGCUGUUCAUCACCAAAAUAUUGUUCCUUGCCUGCUGAUGAAUUACAAAUGUAUAUUAUACAAGUGCCACCUCAUUCUAUAUGGGUUCCUUUCUCUCAUUCACCUUCUCGUCCUAAAAAGACUUCCCCCAAAUCUAAUGCUUUUAUUUCCCCCACUGUGCUUUCUGCUAAACAAAGCCCCACAAUUAGACCACUGAUCCCACCAUUCACAGAAAUUUCUUCUUCUGAAACUCUUUCCAGAUCUCCCAUUACAAACCCUCUCUCUGAAAUUUCUGUGUCUUCCACCAGUGUUACCACUACACCUUUCUCUUCUGAGCCUUUUGUUCAGCUCACCAUGUCAACUUUUUCUUCCGUAGCUUCUAAUAAACCAGUCACUUUUUCCACACCUGUAACAAAACCUGUCACUAUUGCUGCUUUCUCAAUUAAACCUGAAUCUGCACACCUUAACAGGCCUGAACAUUCUACACUUUCCUCUUCUGAGCUUCCCCACAAACUUCCAAAUGCAAAUCCCCCCUUUCAGACUAUCACCAAAUCUAUUUCACAAAUUCAUCCUGUUAUAUCUCAGCCUACUUCUGGUAACAGAAGUAUUACUACAGUACCUAUUUUUCCCGUUUCUGCUUUCACAAUAUCUUCGACGCCUACUGUUAGUCCUGUCAACUAUUCUGUCUCAGCUUCUCAUCCUCAUUCUACUGCUGAUGGCCAUGGCAACACAGGAAAAACUCUGUCAACUACCACAAACACAACUGUACACACCACCAUUAAUACCACCACAGCUGAGCAAAUUGUGUCCAAAAUCGAAAAUGAUAUAGCAGCUGGAAAAGUAGAGAAAAAAGAUGUAGAAAAGAUGGUUAGUGAAGUUAGCAGAGUCCUGACUGCUGCUCAGUUGUUACCACCCCGGAUUUCUAACAGAAUUAUAAAACUGGUGGAUUAUAUUGGCUUAAAACUGAACUUCUCAGCAUCAUCUGCUGAAUUUGUCUCCCCUUCCUUGGCUCUGGCAGUUGUCAAAACCAAUAGCAUCCGCUCCAACCAAAUGUCUUUUGCUGUCCAGGACUCACCUGAUUUCCAGAUCUCUCUAGGAAUUCCUGCAAUUCAUAAUUUAAAUAAUCUUGGAUCAAUUAUACUUCCUUCAUCCUUGAUGGCAAAUAUACCUCAUGAAGAGUUACACUUGGCUUCUCGAAUUAUAUUCAACUUCUUUAAAAAGACCACUGUGUUCCAGGACCUGUCCUUGAAGAAUGCAUCUUUGAUCAGCAGUGUUAUAUCAUCAAGUGUUGCUAACCUCACAAUUAGCAACUUAAAGGAAAAUGUGACUGUCACUUUACAGAAUAUCAGACCUAAUCAGGAGAAUGCAACAGUUAGAUGUGUUUUUUGGGACUUUCAUAAAAAUGGUGGACAUGGAGGAUGGUCAUACGAAGGUUGCACAGUUAAAGAAAGCAGAGUAAAUGAAACAGUCUGUUCAUGUAAUCACCUCACAAGUUUUGCAGUUUUGAUGAACUUGUAUGGAAAUACUCCUUUGAAUCCCACGCAAGAAUUGGUACUGACUUUUAUAUCUUAUAUAGGCUGUGGCCUCUCUGCAAUUUUUCUUUCUGUUACUCUUGUGACCUACAUAGCCUUUGAGAAAAUCCGGAGAGACUACCCCUCCAAAAUACUUAUUCAGCUGUGUGCUGCAUUACUUCUGCUCAACUUAGUUUUCCUCCUGGACUCAUGGAUUGCACUGUAUGAUACACGAGGCCUGUGCAUUGCAGUUGCUGUAUUUCUUCACUAUUUCCUCUUGGUUUCCUUCACCUGGAUGGGCCUGGAAGCUUUCCACAUGUAUCUGGCACUUGUGAAAGUCUUUAAUACUUAUGUACGGAAAUACAUUCUUAAAUUUUGUGUUGUUGGUUGGGGGUUACCAGCAGUAGUUGUGUCCAUUGUGUUGGCAGUAUCACCAGAUAAUUACGGACUUAUAACCACUGGAAAGGUUUCAAUAAAUGGACCUGAUGAAUUCUGCUGGAUUAAAAAUAGAAUUGUCUUCUAUAUUACUGCUGUGGGAUACUUCUGUGUGAUAUUCCUGAUCAAUAUCAGCAUGUUCAUUGUUGUGCUGAUCCAGCUCUGUCGCAUCAAAAAGAAAAAACAACUUGGUGCUCAAAGGAAAACCAGUAUUCAAGACCUUAGGAGUGUUGCUGGCCUCACAUUCUUGUUGGGAAUUACUUGGGGCUUUGCUUUCUUCACAGUAAAUGAGGUAUUUACUUACCUCUUUACCAUUUUCAACACUUUGCAAGGGUUCUUCAUUUUCAUCUUCUAUUGUGUAACAAAGGAGAAUGUCCGUAAACAGUGGAGAAGGUAUCUCUGUUGUGGGAAAUUCAGGCUGGCUGAAAACUCUGACUGGAGUAGAACUGCUACUAAUGGUUUAAAGAAGCAGACUGUAAAUCAAGGAGUAUCCAGUUCUUCCAAUUCCUUACAGUCAAACAGUAACUCCACUAACUCUACAACACUGCUAAUGAAUAAUGAUUAUUCAGUGCAUGCAAAUGGAAAUGGUCAUCUUUCCAGUGAGAAGAAUGGUGUUUCUUUCAGUGUACAGAAUGGCGAUGUGUGUCUCCAUGACUUUUCAGGCAAACAACUUGUAUUUCAAGACAAGGAUGAUACAGGCAGCCAAAAAAGCCACAUCUCACUCAGAAGGACUUCAAAGAGAGGAAGUGUAACUUCUAUGGAGAAAAUGUGAUUUCCUUUUAAACAGCACAUUGUUUCACAGUGUGAAGUAGAGUUUUACUUUAACAGUUCUACAUAAUGUGAGCAGACCAAGAACUGAUUUUAUUUAAUAUAUGGUACUGGAACUUCAAGGCAGCCAUGCAAUGGAUUGACAAGGACAAUUACUAGAAUAAAAAAAAUGAAGCUACUACUUUGACAAGGUUGUGGACGUCAGAUUACAGCUGGUACAUUUCCAUUUUGAUUCUUCAUCAGA
Acanthisitta chloris (rifleman) is the source of this 4176-nucleotide messenger RNA. RefSeq names its product G-protein coupled receptor 64-like. Gene Ontology annotation, molecular function: G protein-coupled receptor activity. Gene Ontology annotation, biological process: cell surface receptor signaling pathway; adenylate cyclase-activating G protein-coupled receptor signaling pathway. The record is from RefSeq and is a predicted model, not a curated record. Bases 1 to 3936 code for a protein of 1311 amino acids. Gene Ontology annotation, cellular component: membrane. The transcript has 27 exons. Lineage: Eukaryota; Metazoa; Chordata; Aves; Passeriformes; Acanthisittidae.